Messenger RNA from Olea europaea var. sylvestris, 1956 nucleotides. RefSeq names its product zinc finger MYM-type protein 1-like. Lineage: Eukaryota; Viridiplantae; Streptophyta; Magnoliopsida; Lamiales; Oleaceae. Bases 1 to 1956 code for a protein of 651 amino acids. The record is from RefSeq and is a predicted model, not a curated record. The transcript is spliced from 6 exons. Gene Ontology annotation, molecular function: protein dimerization activity.
AUGAAUAUAUACUUUCAACGAAUAAGGAACGUAGUUAGUGUUGAUGAGUGGGCAUCGAAUAAUGUGGAUGUUGAUGAGGAGGUAUUGAAUAAUGUGGAGUUUGAUGUCACAAAACUUCGAACUGAUCAUGGUCUAAGGAUACCCAUUUUGGAUUACAAUGCUAACAUCCGAGAUGAAGUUCGAAAAGCAUAUAUGUUAAAGGGUCCUUGUCAGCCACAAGAUCAUGACUUUCCAAAACGACAAUUUGGAGUAACAAUUAGACGAUUCAAUCCUUCGUGGUUUAAAGAAACAAGUUUUGGAAAGCAAGGUGGAGGUGAGUCUUUUGUUGGCGAAGGUUUUACAUAUUGGAAAGAUAAAAAAAGGCUUCAUACUCAUGUUGGACUUCAUGUUAGUGUACAUAAUCAAGCUCGCAUUAAAUGUGAAGUGUUGAUGAAUCAAGAGCAACACAUUCAAUCAGUUUUCUACAAACAGUCAGAACAAGCAAGAAAUGCAUAUGUUACACGCCUUAAUGCAUCCAUUGAUUGUGUUCGAGUUCUUUUGCGACAAGGGCACUCAUUUCGAGGUCAUGAUGAAUCUGAGGAUUCUCUCAAUCCAGGUAACUUCUUAGUGCAAUUGCAAUUUUUGGCUGCUCAUAAUGAAGUUAUCAAUGCCGUCACAUUGGGAAAUGCUCCUCACAGUUGCAAAUUGACAUCACCUGAUGUUCAAAAGGAUAUAGUAAAUGCUUGUGCUAUUGAAACGAUCAAUGUUAUUAUCAAAGACAUUGGCGACUCGCUAUUUUCUAUUCUAGUUGAUGAAUCUUGUGAUGUGUCAAUGAAUGAGCAAAUGUCUAUUGUUUUACGUUAUGUAGACAAUAGUGGGCAUGUCAAUGAACGCUUCAUAGGGAUUGAAUAUGAUACAAGUACCACGGCUCUAUCACUUAAGGCUGCAAUUGAUAAGGUAUUUUCUAGAUAUAACUUGAGUAUGUCUAGAUUGAGAGGACAAGGUUAUGAUGGAGCAAGUAGUAUGCAGGGUAAGUUUAAUGGUCUGAAAACACUCAUUUUGAAGGAGAGUCCAUGUGCCUUUUACAUUCACUGUUUUGCUCAUCAACUCCAACUUGCGCUUGUGGCUGUGGUAAAGAAGAACAUCCCUAUUACUAACUUCUUUCGUGUGGUUGGGAACGUAAUGAAUACUGUUGGAGCAUCUUCCAAACGAUGUGAUCUUCUUCGAGAAAAACAAUUAGACUUUAUUGUUGAGGCAUUGGAAAAAGAUCCACUUGCAAUGAUUGUUGAAGAUGAAUCUUGUUCUUGUGAUCAAAGAUCUGAUGUAACAAAUUUAUUGGAGUUGAUACAAAGAUUUGAUUUUGAAUUUAAUCUACAGUUGAUGAGAACUGUGUUGGGGAUUUCAAAUGAACUGUCAAAGGCACUGCAAAGAAAAGAUCAAGAUAUUGUGAAUGCAAUGCAAUUGAAAAACUUGAUUAGACUUGCUGAGCUUUAUCCAUUAGAUUUCUCUGCAAUAUAUGGUAUUGUACUUAGCGAUCAACUUGAGACUUAUAUUUUUGACAUGCGCUCUAACAAAGAGUUUGAAGGGUUGAAUGGCCUUGGUGAUCUUGCGGAGAAGUUAGUUUUGACAAAGAAAGAUAAGGUCUAUCCAUUGGUUUACAGACUUUUGACUUUAGCAUUGAUUUUACCGGUUGCUACCGCUACUAUGGAGAGAGUUUUUUCUGCAAUGAGCAUCGUAAAGAAUAGAUUGCGCAAUCGGGUGUUUGUGAUGGUGGAUUUGGCGGUUGGCGUUGGUUUUGAUGGUGUUUAUGCGGUGAAGGUGUUUGUGGUGGUGGAUUUGGUGGUUGGCAUUGGUUUUGAUGGUGUUUGUAGAGAUGUUGGCGGAGAUGGUGGAUCUGGAGGUAGUGGUGGUAGCAACGACGAUUGUAGGGAGAGGGUGGUCACAAUUGACGAUAAUGUUGGUGGCGAUGAUAUGUAA